Messenger RNA from Meloidogyne enterolobii, 1186 nucleotides. The record is from the annotation of a GenBank genome assembly. NCBI's taxonomy places the organism in Eukaryota, Metazoa, Nematoda, Chromadorea, Rhabditida, Meloidogynidae.
UUUAAUGAUUAAGCCCUUUAAAGAUUCAAUUAAGUCCUUUAAGGAUUUUAGAACUAGUAUAGUCAAUCCCAACUCUUUUUCAGCUUUCUUAACGUUAGACCAUUCUUCACAAAUUAUUUUACUAUUUAUCCGUACAUAUUCGAACCUUUUUAAGAAUUCUCAAAUUAAAAUUGAUCAUUUUUUCUUUAAAAUAGCCAACAUCCACAACGAGUUCGGCGUCUGCGGUUGGAUCCUCACCAUUCUCUCCUACAUCCUCAUAUUCUUGACACUGCCUAUAUCGGCUUGUAUGUCAAUAAAGGUAGUUCAAGAAUAUGAGCGUGCUGUCAUCUUUCGACUUGUAAAUUUAUUUAAAAUUAUUUUAAAUUCAAAUAAUUUAAAGGGGCGACUUCUUCCCGGCGGCGCCAAGGGUCCAGGAAUUUUCUUCAUUGUUCCCUGCAUUGAUACUUAUAGAAAAGUUGAUUUGCGUGUACUUUCUUUUGAGGUCCCUCCACAAGAAAUACUUUCUAAAGAUUCUGUAACCGUUGCUGUUGAUGCUGAUGCUUCUCGCUCAACAAAACUUUUAGCUCAGACAACUUUACGAAAUAUAUUAGGUACUAAAACGCUAGCUGAAAUGUUGAGUGACCGUGAAGCUAUUUCCCUUCAAAUGCAAGCAACAUUGGACGAAGCUACUGAACCUUGGGGAGUAAAAGUUGAAAGAGUUGAAGUUAAGGAUGUAAGGUUGCCUAUUCAAUUACAACGUGCGAUGGCUGCUGAGGCUGAGGCCGCACGUGAAGCUAGAGCAAAAGUGAUUGUUGCUGAAGGAGAACAAAAAGCCUCCCGCGCUCUCAAAGAAGCAGCAGAUGUUAUAGCAGAAUCUCCCCAAGCAAUUCAACUUCGUUAUUUACAAACAUUAAAUUCUAUUAGCGCCGAGAAAAAUUCUACAAUUAUUUUUCCUUUCCCUGUUGAUUUACUUAGUGCUUUACUUCAUCAACAGCAACAUUCAUCUACACAACAACCAUCAUUAUCAACACAAAAUCAACAACAAACACAAAUACAGCCUAUUAAUCGUUCACCUGUUCACAAAACUAAUGUAUUUUCAACUGUUGUUGCACCAGCAUCACAACAAUAUCAAAUGUCGCCUGGUACUACUUAUCAUUCAACCAUUCAUUCUUCAGAUAAUACUUCUUCAAAAGCAAAUCUUCUUUAA